GGCGCACUGUCACUUGUCCCACGUUGAAGUCAGUUUGCUGUCACGCUGCUCUUGGCUACGGAUUGAAAGUUUGCAGAGAUCCCACUGUGGAGCCCCACGCAUGUAUCAACCCCGACUUCAUCCACGUUCUAUGAAGGAUUUUAACAUCAGGAGCUUUUCUGUUACAAGAACACUGAACCUUAAUGGUAAAGAACACGAAGAAAGUAGCGAUCAACAAAGCCAACAUUAGCAGCAUCAACUUUUUCUAGCCAUGAGCUGUUUGGAUGUUAUGUAUCAAGUGUAUGGUCCUCCUCAGCCUUACUUUGCAACAGCUUAUAGCCCUUACCAUCAGAAAAUGUCAUUAAGUGUGAAUUCUGUCGGUUUUCUUGCUGUUGUCAGUGUGUGAUCGCCAGUAAAGUGACUUUAAAUGACACCGUCCUCUAUUCCAAAGGCAUUGAUUAGAACUAAAUGCUUCGUCGGUCUCGUUAAAAGCUUUAGUAAUGUACGCGAAGAAACUCGCCUUUUACUCCAAGAUGCAAGAAGCUCCAGAGAGCGCUAGCAGCAGCAGCAGUGUGAGCAGCGUGAGCAGCGGCAGCUCCUUCUCCAGCCAUGUAGUGCCCCCCAAUAUCAAAGAAGAAGACUGCAGCCCCGACAAGGAGAGACCCCCCGAGGCAGAGUACAUCAACUCCAGAUGUGUCCUCUUCACCUACUUCCAGGGGGACAUCAGCUCGGUGGUAGAUGAGCACUUCAGCCGGGCACUCAGUCAGUCCAGCAGCUACUCGCCCAGUGGCUCCAAUGGCAAGAGCUCCCGCAGCUCCAACUCCUGGAGGGACUCAUCUUAUCCGAUGAACCAGAGAAGCUUUCCCCCUUCUUUUUGGAACAGCAGCUAUCAGCCACCUGCAGUCACGGCCUCCUCAUCAUUGAGCAGCAGCCUAGCCAGUCCUCUCAGUGGACCCCAUGCAGAAAUCCCAUUUGGGGCAGAUCCCUAUUCCACAGCUUCGUUACACAGCCACUUACACCAAGCUCCCCCAGAGCCAUGGCACCAUGCACACCAUCAUCACCACCACCACCAUCCAUACUCAAUUGGAGGAGCAAUAAACAGCCAGGCAUCAAGUUACCCAAGAGCCAGCAUGCAUGAGGUUUAUAGCACGCACUUUGAUCCCCGUUACAGCUCGCUGCUUGUCCCAGCCUCAGUCCGUCCUCACCGGAUCUCUCCAGCGGGAACAACACCAGCUGCAGCCCAGUGUGAUCUUGGCAAGGGAGAACCAGCCACUUCUGCAUGGACAGCGCCGGGUCCUUUCCCAGGGCCAACUGGAGAAAUGGGACAGAGCCUUGGUCUCAAUGUUGAUGCAGCUCGGCGUUACUCCUUCUGUGGUGGAGCCCUCCUGAGCUGAUCUUCUCAAAGACUUUAAACCAAACCAUCUAUCCCAGUCCCAGGAACUAUCAAGGCCCAGAACCAAUAUGAACAGCACUCAAGCACUAAGACUGCACUCCGAGGAGCAUGUGAACCGGACGUAUACACAUACACAGAAAAAGAAACAUGCCAUUUAGGAGAAAAGAUUUUUUUCAUUUAUGUUGUGGACCUUUCAAGAACUGAUGUUAUUUUUAUUUAAGAAGUUGCUAUCACCAAUGAGUUGGUGCCACCAAAAAUUAUAUAGAUAUAAAUAUAUUAAUAUAAAUUCACUGGCUUUCCAAUGACAAGGACAAUAUAUUUUUUGUUCCUUUGGUGUUGUGAAUAUUUUUUUAGGCCUAUGUGACUUUUCAUUCAUAUUCUCUCCAUACAGGCUACCGGUUUAAUAAUCUAGGUAUUUGUAUAAAUAUUAUUAUAUAUAAAAAUACACUCAGAGACACGUAAGUGCACGUAACCUUUAAAGAUCUGUAUCCAGUGGCCCAUAUGUGGACAUCCAAUCCCGUUUAUGUGGUGAAUGGCAAGGAGCUAUCUGUAACCACCUGCCCCAAAGCUUACAGAAAUGCAGCUGUUAAACGGACAACUGUUUAAACGCCUGAAAUAUGACAACCAAGGUGGCACUCAGGAUUUAGCCCAACUAUUGCAAAUUAUUUUUUUACAAGGAGAAUUUUAUGAUGAAAGGAGAAACCCUUUCGGAUGUGGACAGCCUGUAUGCAGAACAACUGCAGCAGCAGCAACUUGUAAGGAGAUCUGCACGGAGCACAGUAUGGACAGUUGAUCUCUAGGGCUCCUAUUUGUGUGUGUUUGCUGCUGCCGUAAGGUCACUUUAAUUUGUUUUUGGAAAACAGUGAACAUUGUAUUUAAUUUCAGAAUCUAUACAUUAAAGUAUCUUAAUAUGUUUAGUUGUGCUAUUCGGUGAAUAAAUAUAUUCAGUCUUCA
This is a messenger RNA of Spea bombifrons (plains spadefoot toad), 2326 nucleotides long. It is a transcript of the gene VGLL2, whose product is annotated as vestigial like family member 2. The transcript is spliced from 6 exons. Gene Ontology annotation, biological process: regulation of transcription by RNA polymerase II. Gene Ontology annotation, cellular component: nucleus. The coding region runs from base 480 to 1373 and encodes 297 amino acids. Lineage: Eukaryota; Metazoa; Chordata; Amphibia; Anura; Pelobatidae. The record is from RefSeq and is a predicted model, not a curated record.